This is a messenger RNA of Ochotona princeps (American pika), 1790 nucleotides long. RefSeq lists its product as uncharacterized. NCBI's taxonomy places the organism in Eukaryota, Metazoa, Chordata, Mammalia, Lagomorpha, Ochotonidae. The coding region runs from base 30 to 767 and encodes 245 amino acids. The transcript has 5 exons. The record is from RefSeq and is a predicted model, not a curated record. Gene Ontology annotation, molecular function: peroxiredoxin activity.
GCGGGAAAGCCACACUAGCUGGGGACGCCAUGUCGGUGUUGCUUUGUUACCUCAGAGGGUUGAGGCCGUCUCUUCACAUUGUUACGAAGAGAUUGUGGAAGACAUUGCCUGCGGUGACCCUGAAUUUGCGCCCUUAUCAGACUCAGCAGGAUGAGAAGUCCAAACCUAUCAGCCGUUACCCCAUUCCCUACAAGAAGGACUUACCUUUUGACAUUUUAGAGCUCAUGGAAGAGAUUGAAAUGAAGACAGGAUUUUUACCAAAUAUAUUUAAAGUGUUGUCUUACCGUCCACUGGAAUUCAGAGCCUUCUUUGCUUAUUAUGAUGUCAUCUGCAACAAAAAAACAGGCCAACUCAGCAGAGCUGACAAGGAACUCAUCAUUGUCGUGACCAGCCUAGCCAACAGAUGCCCCUACAACGUGGCUUGCCACAGUGCCCGGUACAGGGUCUACUCAAAGAACCCAGUGCUCUCUGACCAGGUCUCUGUGAACUGGAGAAAGUCUGACCUCUCUGCUCGGGAAAAAGCAAUGCUCGAAUUCGCACUUGCUGUUUCCCAAGCAGAUGACAUAACAGAUGACCAUUUCAAAAAACUUGAAGUGCACGGCUUCAAUCAAGAAGAUGCCUGGGACAUAGCUGCAAUUUCAGCUUUUUAUGCCAUGUCCAACCGUCUUGCUAAUUUUGUCAAUCUUGUUCCCAACAAAGAAUUCUAUUUCAUAGGCAGAACCAGUGAGGUUAAAGAUGUGAAGAGUGAACCUGCUUCUCAAGUCUAAAAGUCUGACAGGAAAGGCCUGUGUUCACCUCAGUUGUGUUGUGCUGUAACACCUCAGAAAAAAUUUUUUUAAAUCUAGUCAGUGGAUAGAGGCACAAAUACAUGUUUUUUGCCUGCUUAAUGAGGUGAAUCCUCAGUGUUGUGGGUACACAACAACAUGUGACACCAGGACUAGGGAACACAUUUCAAACAAAUGGCUAAAGGUUGACUUUUGUUGUAAUCAGACAGAACCACCAGGAGCAAAGGAGUUUCAAAGGAAGCUUUAGGGAUUUCUCAUGAAGUGGCAUCUAACUGGGUUUCAGCAACUGAAGUCAAAAGCUUUAAAAAAAAUGAGGUUACGUUGAAAUUGGUUUGUCUAGUUUGUGAUUUGAAAUCAGUUCCUUAUUCACGUGGUUGUAUGUAAAGGCUUUGCUGAAAGGCACUGAGUAGAUAGGACCAAGCACUGUUGAAGUUCAGUCUGUCCUGUUUUCUCAGAUAACUGCAAGUAAUUUUUUUUUUACAGACAGGUGGCAAAAAGCAUUGUAAUUUCUUUUUUUCUUAAAGCAUUGUCAUUUCAAUAGAAUUUUAGUCCUGUAUAAUUCUUAGUUUGGGUUUCAGUAAAAAUCAUUUGGAUUACAUUAGCACUCACACCUAAAGUAGGAGCAUUUAGGAGAAAAAUUUGGCCUGACUAAAUGACCUGUUCUAUGCGUUACAUCCAUCACUGCCUCAGUUGGUGGCUAUAUUAACUUUUCAAGGCUCCUUCUCAAUGUUUAACUGAGAGUUAUAUGCAAAUCUUCAAAAUGUCAGUUGGUUUUUCUAGAUUCCACAAUUGCUUAAUUUUUGAAUUGGCUGAACUGUGAAACCUUGGGACCCUGCACAUGCGUGGGAGACCUGGAAGAAGCUCCUGACUCCUGGCUUUGGAUCGGCUCAGCUUGGGCAUUGCAGCCACUUAGGGAGUGAACCAGCAGAUGAAAGACUUCUCUGUCUCUCCUUGUCUCUCUGUAACUCUGCCUUUGAAAUAAAAAUAAAUCUUUUUAAAAAAAAA